Messenger RNA from Amblyraja radiata (thorny skate), 7689 nucleotides. Its product is annotated as partitioning defective 3 homolog B. Gene Ontology annotation, molecular function: protein binding; phosphatidylinositol binding. The transcript has 23 exons. Gene Ontology annotation, cellular component: apical junction complex; adherens junction; apical plasma membrane. Gene Ontology annotation, biological process: establishment of centrosome localization; microtubule cytoskeleton organization; intracellular protein localization. Bases 218 to 3838 code for a protein of 1206 amino acids. Lineage: Eukaryota; Metazoa; Chordata; Chondrichthyes; Rajiformes; Rajidae. The record is from RefSeq and is a predicted model, not a curated record.
AGUAUUUCGAAUUUAUUUGAACUACUUUUGUUACCAGAAAGACUGUUUCACCUGUCUUUCCAUUGUCUGAGGAUGAGGAGCGUUUAAGUGGAGUUGAGAGGAGGAUUGUCAGCAUCUGGCUCCGGAACGAAGCGCCUUUGGCAGCGGCCCCUCGCACCCAGGUGUGCGGGCAGUCAGUCGCUCACCUGUGCUCCCCGCGGCUUCUGCCACCGCCAGCAUGAAGGUGACGGUGCAGUUCGGCCGCACGGGCAUCGUCGUGCCUUGCGGGGACGGGACCCUCAGCGUCAAGCAGCUCAUUCACCAAGCCGUCCAGAGAUACUGCAAGAACACCGCUAAGGAUGCUGGCUAUUCGAUUAAGAUUCACCAUUUGGAGUAUAUGGAUGGAGGGAUACUAGAUCCAGAUGAUGUACUGAUAGAUGUUGUGGAAGACAAAGAUAAGCUUGUGGCUGUGUAUGAAGAACACGAGGCACAUCGUGCGGAUGAAGUCGCCGAUGGCAGUGUGACUGACAGGCAUAGUCCGGACACGUUUGAGAGAGAGCUUGCAGCUCAGCUUGCAGCUUUUCAACCCAUUACAGGAGAAAUCGAAGUUACCCACUCCGCGCUGAAAGCCAGCACGCCACUCCUCGUACGGCGAAGCAGUGACCCACAUCUCGUACCACCCGCUCAGUUCCAGCAAGAUGCAUCUCAACCUGAUGAUCCCAAUAACAGGAACCUGAUUGUGAAGCCAAUCAUAACAAGACCGAACUGGACACCUACAGAUGAUGUAAGAUCAGAUCUUCCGACAUCGCCAGUCCCGCAUCCAAAAAGCACUUUAAGUGAUUUGACAAAGAAGGUAGAGUUUUCUGGAGAUGGCGGUCCCUUGGGAAUUCAUGUGGUGCCCUUUAAUUCUACGCUGAGUGGAAGAUUCCUUGGCCUGUGCAUUCGCGGUAUUGAAGAGAAAAGUCGUUCGAGAAAAGAGAAUCUGCUCCAAGAGAAUGAGUGCAUCAUCAAAAUAAAUGACAGUGAAUUAACGGACAAAGCCUUUGUUCAAGCACAAGAGAUUUUUCGAAAAGCACUACAAUAUCCUGCUGUUGAACUCCAAAUAGUUCCAAGUUAUAACAGGGAACGCUAUGAAAAAUCUGCAAUUGGGUCUAUUCUGAGCCACAUUCAUGAGGAUGAUUCAAAAAACAAAAUUCCUCCUACGCUAGGUUCUAAGCCACCCGGCAAACCUGCAGAUUUGCUUUAUCCCAAUAAUGCUGAGGAGAGCUCACCAUUGAUUUCGAAGAAGAUUAGUAGCCCGAAACAGUUGAGCAAUCACCACUCCACGCAUUCCAGGAAAGCAUCCUCACCAACAUCAAUUGGGGGACUUGGAAGCAAGAAACAAGGAAAAAAGAUUAAAAUUGAUUUGAAAAAAGGUUCAGAAGGUCUUGGUUUCACAGUAGUCACCAGAGAAUCAAGUGCACAUGGACCUGGUCCUAUUCUGGUCAAAAAUAUUCUACCAAGAGGAGCAGCAGUUAAAGAUGGUAGACUGCAGACUGGAGACAGGAUCUUAGAGGUGAAUGGUGUUGAUAUCAUGGGGAAAACUCAGGAGGAGCUGGUUGGAAUGCUGCGCAGCACUAAACAUGGAGAGACUGUUUCACUUGUGGUUGCACGCCAAGAAGAUAUCUUCAUACCCCGAGAAUUGAAGGGGGAACAGAACUGUAACCUCCCAGCAGACGAUAGAAAAGAGCACCUGACCUUUGAGAUCCCACUCAAUGACUCCGGUUCUGCUGGACUGGGCAUCAGCCUUAAAGGAAACAAAUCGAAAGAGACUAGAGCUGAUCUUGGCAUAUUCAUUAAGGCUAUUCUUCAUGGAGGGGCAGCUUUCAAGGACGGGCGUCUACAUAUCAAUGAUCAGCUGAUUGCUGUUAAUAGCGAACACCUGCUAGAUAAAUCUAACCACGAGGCCUUGGAAACAUUACGACGAUCCAUGUCAAUGGAGGGAAACAUCAGAGGAAUGAUCAAGGUAAUGGUGGCCAGGAGGAUGGAGAACCCCCAUGAGGAUCGUCCGGAGAUUGGUGUUGUGCAGCUCCACAAUGCUCGCCGCAUGAACAAUCCCAGCCACAUACAUACUCAGUCACCUGAUCCUCGAGAGAGGGACACAUUAGCCUACGAUGAGGGAGAUUUUGAAGUUCCGCCUCCCAUUCCACCACAUCCAAAUGAAGAAGAAGUUAUGGGUGUGCCCAAAAUGCGGCUGUUUCGUGAAGAUAAAAGCUUGGAGCUUAAUUCCGUUUCUCGACUGCAGCAGAGAUCCCUGGAUGGAGCUUUAGAAAGUCAGCCUAGUAUCACUAUCAAGCGGCAAUCUCCUGGAAAAAUCAGCGGCUCCAAAAGCAUGGAUCUGGUGGCUGAUGAGAGUAACGUUGGAUCUCUGGCUGUGCACCAAUAUGAUUCCACGGGGAAAGAUGUGGGUCCUAUGCUGGGUUUGAAGAAGUCUAGCUCUCUCGAGAGUUUGCAGACAGCUGUGGCAGAGAUCAGGAAGAAUGAACUCCCUUUCCACAGACCCCGGCUUCACAUGGUCCGUGGACGAGGCUGCAACGAGAGCUUCAGGGCUGCAAUUGAUAAGUCUUAUGACGGACCAGAACCUACAGAUGAUGCAGAUUCUGAAGACAGUUCUCAGUCAGGCCAUGAGACCCCGGGCAGUGAAUCUGCUUUGCAGGGGACCGCUGAGCUUGAAGAUGUGGAGAGCUCUGAUAGUAAGACGAAAAAAGGGAAAAAGAAGAAAGAGAAGAAAAAAAAGGUGAAAGCAAAAGGAAAGGACAAAAAGAAGGAAAAUGAGAGUCAAGAAAAGAAAGCCAAGAAGAAAGGAUUUGGAGCUAUGCUUAGAUUUGGGAAGAAAAAGGAAGACAAAGGGAAGGAACAAAAGACCAAGCAUAAAAGUGAUGUCUUGAAUGAAGAAGAGCUGGAGAGAAUGAAAGAAGAGCGUGACAGGAUUGAAGCCAAGCAUCAAGAGCUCAGAGAGAAGCAAGCACGAGAACGGUAUGAUCAGUUUCCUUCCACUGGUCUCUCGGUACCUGACAUUGAAGACGAUGACAUGGAUCCGAACUAUGCCCGAGUGAAUCACUUCCGGCAGCCACCCUCGCCCCACGGUGGAUUCAAGCCCCCUUCCCCACUGCUGCACCUAAUGAAUCCACCUCAAAAUCUGAGUCCAGAACCAGAGAACCUGGAUGGACUGUACGCCAAGAUCAACAAGCAGCGGCCUCCUGUACCUGAAAGUUCAAGACCAACUAACAUGGAACGUAUCCACCAGCUGAGGAAGGAGUAUCACCAGGCCAGGAGGGAGGGUGCUGUUCCAUCGUACGAAGAGCACGAAGGCAGGUGGCGGCCUGGAGACUACGAGCCCACUUGGGUACAGCUUCCUGUUAAAGGACCAAAUGGUCGCCCUAGAUUUGAAGAACUAGAACACCAGUACACCACGCUGCCAAGGCAUGUUCCUGGAGACCCAGAGGAAUAUCAGCUCCGAGCUUCCUACGGUGACAGAGAACCUCCCAGGUACCUAAGCACCCAACACCACGCCGUUGGAUACCCGCCUCAAGGGAACUAUCCACGGCAUGCUGCUGAUGCUCGCCUGGAUCCCAGGAUGCCUGAUUACGUGAGCAGUGCCAGACUACGGGAGGCAGUGUACAAUCCGCCAGCGCACUACAAGGGACCCCAUAGGCAUGACGUGCCUCCGUCCCCAACACAGACUUUUAAGAUGCCUCGCUACCACGACCAGGGCAAGGUGACGUACAGGGAGGGUAGCCCGGAGCGAUACAGGUAUCCCUACCAGGAUGGCCGGCAUCAAGACCCCAGGCAAAAGAAUGGCAUGACUGCGGCUGUCUAGCCUGGAGGUGAUGCCAAGACGUUGCAUUAUUGCACAAGGGCGGCACGUCAACAGGCAUGGUCCUCCACUGCUCCUGUCCCAUCAGCCAGAGAAAGACCAUUUUAUCCCCCCCUUUUAAGAAUAGGUUUAUGUCCCCGAAACAAGAAUGAAAAUAAACCAUGAAGCGCCAUCCACCCUGACCGGGUUUUCGGACAAUGCUACAGGAAGAAGCUGACUGAAAUUAACCCUGAAGUGGGGGGAUGCUCUUCCCAUAGUAGGGACCUGAUAAUGCAAUGGCCGAUUCUUUCUCAGAAUAUCACCUCACAGCUAUGUUGAUUCGGCUGCAAGGUAUUUGGGCCUCUGUAUAACAUUAAAAGUGGCAUGCCUUAUAAAUGUAUUAACGACAUGUUACUGGGCUGGAAGGUGAUCACAUGCUUCAGAUGAGCUUUUAAAGAGACUUUAUAUGAACUAUUGAACCAAAUGUAAUCAUUACCUCCUCUUCUAGGUAUUCUCCCUGUAUUCUUGUAUUAUACGUUGAGAAGAUUUGCCAUUCAUAAAUAGGCAGGUCUUCGACCAUUCUGUGAAGGAUUGUACAUGAUAUUAUUGGUAUGAAUGCCAAGCCGAGAUUCCAAUGACCUGCAAAGUUUCAGUGAAGAAGAACUUUGCCAAGCCAUUGGGGUACAGACUUUAGAAGUGUGACACCAACUCUGCUUGUUUACUGCUACAUUAAGGUAUUAACCAAGAAGAAACAUUAUGAAUGCCACAGUUUUUGACCAGUUUCCCAUAUAUGGUAAAUGGUGAAUGUUUAUUGUUAAUCCACCCUCUAUUAUCUCUCAAGUAAGUAGUCUCCGUUAUCAGCGGCACCCAAGAGUUGAUAAGUCUUCCAACAUCUCUUUUAGAUGACGUCACUCCCAGCCUCAUUCAGCCGCAGCUAUUCAAUUUAUUAUGUCUCCACAAACCAAGCAAUAAUAUUCCUUUUAAUAUGUCAAAUGCGCCUGUAAUAUCUGGUAGUUAGCAAGAUAUAAUUUGUGAUUUCAGAGUGACUGCUAGUUUCCAAGCCUGUUCUCCAUCUGCUAAGAGAUGCCGUUUAGUAUGUUCCAGGGAAUCAUCAGCCCCCUGUCACCAUGUAAUGAAGUCAUGCAGUUGGUUUAAAAUAUAUAGGACAGCCAUAAAUGUCAGUUUAAGAGGGCUUUUGUAAUUAACUUUAAUUAAAACUGGCUUUUUUCACCUGUAAUUAAAUAGAAAAUGUAUUUCUGGGGCUUAAGGCGUAUUUUGUGCAGGAGAAAUAUGUUGAGAGAAAGAAUUAAACUCCUGGUCGCAAUGCAACUUCAGUUAGUAUCAAAUAUCUAGCAUGAUGCCAGAUCUGAUGACAAAAGGCCUCCAGUCAUACUCUCUCUUCAGUGUGUCUGGCUCGUGAAUUGUAUGUAUCGCAACUGAGCCAAACAAAUGAGAAAGGUCUAAUUGCUGAUUUAUGCUGAGCGAGAUCAUCUUCGCCAGAUUGUCUGAAUGUGGAAGGGGCAACCAGAUCUGUCAACCUGCUAUUGCUAAGUUACCCAGAUAUUUUUGCCUCUCACUCACUCACUCGUGCCCAGGGCCACGAGGAACAGAUUUGUCUGCUAAUCCCCUGAGAUGCACCUGCUGUCACCUUCCUUGGUUCCAUGUACCUCAGUCACUCGCUGCUUAGUUGUUGAGAUAAGAUCGUGGAAAGUUACCAAGAUGAGGUAGCCAGCAAAUGGACACAAAAGGAGAUGGGAAGAAAUGCUACCUCACCAACUCUUUCCCCACUGCCCUCCCCUCAUUAUGCAAUCAAUUAUUAUUAUUAUUAUUGUUCAAAGAAUGAAAAAAACAUCCGCUUGAUAAAUCGAUUCCCUCGGGGAUAUUGUGCAGGUUUUCAUGACAAUUUGAUUGGCCUCUGAAUGAUGCAGCAAUGGAACAAUUUACAUUUGCUUGAAGCUUUCAGUGUGUGAUUAGUUAUCAUUUUAUGAUGACCCAUUGGGUCCUGAUUAACUAAUCCAUUACAUGUGGUUUCAGUAUGCCAGAAUUUCAUUAAUGUGGUUUUCCACCACAGAAUCAUUACCUAAGAGAGAGCAAUAGAGAGAAAGGGAUGGCUGUAAUUGAAUUGUGGUCACCUUGAGUGGAUCUUGCAAUAACACUAAAGCCUGUGACAUCAUGGGAACGGGAGAAGACCUUUUAUUCCACAAGUUAAUUCCACCAUAUCUUUAUUUUUGAUGACCAUAUACUUCACCUAAUCUGUGAGUAGAAUCAAGGAGGCUCCUUAAACAGGUGAUUCUUGGUUCAUGGGAACAUAUGGCAUAGAAAUGCCCUUUGGCCCACUAUGUCUGCCCUGAUCAUUAAGCACCACUUAUGCUAAAGCUACACUAAUUCUAUUUUAUCCUCCCCAACAUUCUCAUCAACUCCCUUCAGAUUCUACUACUCUCCCACUCAACCUGCACGUCUUUUUGAGAUGCUUGGGGAGACCAGAGCACCCAGAGGAAACCCACGCAGUAACAGGGUAAACUCCACACAAACAGGACCCUCAGUGGGGAAUGAACCUGUCACUGGAGCUGUGAAGCAAGAGCUCUAUUCGCUGCACAAUUGUGCAGCCCCAAAGAUAAAGGAAUAGCCAUUCAUUCCCUCAAACAUGAUCUGCUGUUUGGUUAGAUUAUGGCAAAUUUGUACCGAUUUCCAUCUUAAUCUCCUUGAAUAUCAAACUUCCUCAGCAAAAGAAAAAUCACCUGAGUUAAUAAUUUCAGUCACCCCAAAGGCAGAUUUCCAGAUUUCUACUAUUCUUUGUGCAAUCCAAAUGACUGCACUAAUUUAGUUGUGUUCCUUUACCCUGAACUUACCUAUUGAGGAAAUAUUUCCCACAGAUCUCUUUUUGCCAUCUACAAAAUGUCCUCACCUCUUCUAUUCUUAAGGGAAAGUCUCUCUUGUAGUGCCAGCCCCUACCCAAUGCCUUGAUAAAUUUGCAACAUUAAAAUUACUGUUUCAACCCAUUUUGGUGUUGUAUCCUUCAUAUGAGGUGGUCUCUAUGCUACAGUAUCUGCAGUGACCUGCUACUUUCCUGUUUCUAUUUGCAUUUUUUUUUUUAAAGUCUGGAGCUUUGGCAAAUUUAGCUGUAGCUCAGUAAAUCUCUCUCCUUGCUCAUGUGAUGACACUGUGAUGGAUGCCCAGUUGCGGCACUUUGUUAAACUCUGCCUGUUCAGAAUAUCCUCAGGUGAACGUUUGAAAGCUCGGUUCUCAAGAGAGAUGAAAUGCUGUAGCAGAAGUAGAGAAUAAUGGAGAUUCAGGAGCAAAGAACAGGCUGCAAUCAUUGUUAUUAAGAGUUGAAAUAUCUCCUGUAUAGAAGAAUUGACUAGGCGCGUGUGAUUGCUUUUUUCUAAUCUAAUGAAAAUGUAAAGAAGUUUUUGACAAAGUGUUCUACCCAGAACUUCAGCUUGACUUUCCUAAUUGCAUCUGAUGACUAGUUUUCUGUUCAUCAUGCCUGGAAUCUAACUUAAAUGUUGAUAUUUUAAAGAUAAGGAAUAAUGGAUAAUCCAGGGUGAUUACAAAUAUAUUCAUAAUUGAUGACUAAAAUGUAGAAUCUGGGCUGCCAUUCAGAACGACUGCUGUUGAUCACUUGUAAAUGACUUCUGGAUAUUCAUUCCAAUUAUGGGUUGGAAUGAGAUAAUAAAGACUCUCCGGAUACUGAAAUUAUGUAUGAGUCCUUGUAGGGAACAAUUACAACAACAUUGAUAGUCACUGAAGUAAUUCAACAUGUAAAUUCAAGAAGCCAAAAAUGUAAUGGGAUUAUGGAUUGAUUUGGAGAACUUUUCUCCCACCUCUUGUGCUUUUGUUUUCUCUUUUUUAUAAACAUUUAUUAUUAAUUAACA